Molecule: messenger RNA, 2138 nt
Organism: Haliotis rufescens (red abalone)
Lineage: Eukaryota; Metazoa; Mollusca; Gastropoda; Lepetellida; Haliotidae
Product: PR domain zinc finger protein 14-like
Exons: 10
Coding region: 67-1548 (493 amino acids)
Biological process (GO): regulation of transcription by RNA polymerase II
Cellular component (GO): nucleus
Molecular function (GO): RNA polymerase II transcription regulatory region sequence-specific DNA binding; protein binding
Source: RefSeq, a predicted model, not a curated record
AUUCGAUGUCGCUUAAAGCAGUGCCAUUUGUGAUCAGUGGCGCUACUGAGUAUUUCAUCGCACAGCAUGGAAACUUGGCGACCGACCCUCGUACCCCGACCCCCUCCAUUCGUAGGCUUCCAGGGAUUGGUCCCACGCAGUGACGUCACAGGGCCCGAGACCCUCGCCUCCUGCCUCCCCCCGAUCAGGCCCCCCAUGAUGUCCCCCCGACUCCACCCCGACAUCACCAACAGACUCCUUCUCUGUCCCCCCGUGCCUCCGCAGAACGUCUUCUACUUCACACAGGAUGACCUUGACUUUGCUCUCUACGGGUACACGCCUGCCCACAAUGCACCAGUGCCGUGUUCGCAUGCUCUUAGUGGCAUCAAGUCUGGAGCGAUGAACAGUAAGUAUUGUUUUGGUGGCAUGGAAAAGAUGUUGACGACAUCAGGGGAGCUAACCACAUCUGUCCCCUUCACUGGGUGGAGAGGUUACAGGUCAGAUCCGCCGGUUCACGAUCUUCCUCAAGAGCUAUGUCUAUCCCAAACGAAUAUCGGGGGAGUACCUCACUUUGGGGUCUUCUGCCGGAAGGACUUGGUCAAGAAGGGGUCAAAGUUCGGGCCAUUCAAGGGCAAGGUCGUCAACACCAGCGAGAUUAAGACAUUCGACGGCAACAGUUUUAUGUGGGAGAUUUUUAAAGACGGACGACUGAGCCAUUUCAUUGACGGAAGAGGCGCCGCCGGAAACUGGAUGUCGUACGUGAACUGCGCACGUCACGCAGGAGAGCAGAACCUGUUUGUGGUCCAGGAAGGCGAUGACCUGUUCUACGAGGCUACGCGGGACAUCUGCCCUGGGGCCGAGCUGCUGGUGUGGUACGGAGAGAUGUACGUACAGAUCAUGGGCAUCCCCGUCACCAUGAAGGAGGAAGUCGUCGAGGGGGCGCUGGAAACACCCAAAGAGAUAGAAAACACUGAAGGCUACCAGUGCGAGCGGUGCGGGAAAGUAUUCGCCUACAAAUAUUACCGAGACAAGCAUCUGAAGUACACUAAGUGCGUGGACCAGGGCGACCGGAAGUUCCCUUGUCACCUGUGCAGCAGAUCGUUUGAGAAGCGUGAUCGUCUGCGGAUCCACGUGCUGCACGUGCACGAGAAGCACCGCCCCCACAAGUGCGCUGUGUGCGGCAAGAGCUUCAGUCAGAGUUCAAGUCUCAACAAACACAUGAGGGUUCACAGCGGGGAGCGGCCGUACAAGUGUGUCUACUGCAGCAAGUCCUUCACAGCCUCAAGCAUACUGCGCACGCACAUCCGUCAACACUCCGGGGAAAGGCCAUUUAAGUGUAAAUUCUGUGGCAAGGCAUUCGCAUCACACGCCGCCCAUGACAGUCACGUGAGACGCACGCAUGCGCGCGAGAAGCCCUUCGGUUGUAAAGUGUGUGGGCAGGAAUUCGCUCAUCAGUUUGACCUUAAAAUCCAUCUUCAGUCACACAUAGAUUCCACACACCCCAGUUGGUCCGCUUCACCAUCGGACGACACACCAGUCAGCAUGGUUCCCAUGCCAACGAAUCCAUGACGCCGCCAUGACGUCACCACAGAACCUCUGCCGACUCUGCAGAACCACUGUAGGCUGUACUGCCAGAAUAAGAACACAUCAACUGCAAAUGGAAUACAAUCGAUUACGUCAUGACAUUUUCUCCGAUGACGUCAUACUCCAUGACGUCACGGAUGGUGGCACAAUGCAGUAUGGUGUCCCAGUAUGGUGAACCUAGUCAUUGAUCACAUGCAGAUCUUCCACAGUGAAGAAGACUUAACACAGACAGUCAGUCGCCUAGCAACAGUGUGAAUAUACCUUGGUGUCUCCAUGUGAAUACCUCUUUUCUUCCCAUCUUCAAUAGAACGGGCUAUAGACAUAUCACAUGUCAUCGUUUGUAAAUCAAUUUUUACUUUAAAACUGGUGGCGAUACAUGUUGUUAAAUCGGACAAGUGAGAUGUGUGGAGAGUUGUAUACAGACGUUGAUAACGUUUCGUUCGUCCACGAAACGGCAAGGGUCGAUUCUCCACAUUGGCAUCAUAUUCCCGAUGUCCCCUAUCGUGAUAUUCCUGACAAUAUCGACAGGAGUACUAGAGAGGAACAUGGCGUCCCUGGGGCCACCCGAAUGUACA